Daucus carota subsp. sativus is the source of this 1705-nucleotide messenger RNA. RefSeq names its product cyclin-D4-2. Gene Ontology annotation, cellular component: cyclin-dependent protein kinase holoenzyme complex; nucleus; cytoplasm. The record is from RefSeq and is a predicted model, not a curated record. Lineage: Eukaryota; Viridiplantae; Streptophyta; Magnoliopsida; Apiales; Apiaceae. Gene Ontology annotation, molecular function: cyclin-dependent protein serine/threonine kinase regulator activity. Bases 288 to 1379 code for a protein of 363 amino acids. Gene Ontology annotation, biological process: mitotic cell cycle phase transition; regulation of cyclin-dependent protein serine/threonine kinase activity. The transcript is spliced from 6 exons.
AUUGGUGAAGAGUCGCCUCUUCUCAAACUCUCCAAAUUUGCAAACACAAAACGCGCAUUUCUCUUCUAUAAACCUCCCCCUUCUCACUUCUCCAACCCUCACUCAUUUCUUUGCUCCCCAUUAUCUCUAAAAUCAGCUCAUUUAAUCAUCUCAUAAAUCAAGAAAACCCCAUUUUAUAUAGCCCUUUAUUUGUCAUUUCCAUACAAGUCUUUAUCAUACCCAAGUUUUAUCAUCAAGAUUCAAGAUUUUGUGGGGAGAUAGAUAGAGGGUUGUUUGUGUCUAGUGUAAUGGCUGCCAGUCUUGAUAGUGCUGUGUCAAGCCUAUUGUGUGCUGAAGAAAAUGAAAGUAUUUAUUUUGAUGAUGAUGGUGUUGAGGAGGAUCAAAGUAGUAAUUUUAAUGACAUGGGUAGUGAUAAAAAUCGAAACUUUUUGGGUGAAGAGGGGUUUUUGAGUGGUUUGGUGCCUUUGCAAAGUGAGGAGUGUGUGGAGUUGAUGUUUGUGAAGGAAUGUCAGCAUUUGGCUGCUGGUGAUUAUGCCGAAAGAUUGCGAAAUGGGGGUUUGGAUUUCAAGGCUAGACAGGAAGCUGUUGAUUGGAUUGGAAAGGCUCAUUCGUAUUUCAAUUUUGGACCUCUGUGUGCGUAUCUAUCUGUUAACUACUUGGAUCGAUUCCUCUCUGCCUAUGAGUUGCCAACUGGCAAAGAAUGGAUGAUGCAAUUGUUGGCCGUAGCUUGUUUAUCCCUGGCAGCCAAAAUGGAGGAGACUGAGGUGCCGCUAUGCUUAAAUUUACAGUUUGGUGAAUCAAAAUUUCUAUUUGAAGCAAAAACCAUACAGAGGAUGGAACUUCUUGUUCUGGGUACAUUGAAGUGGAGAAUGCAAUCAAUUACCCCAUUCUCAUUUAUUGAUUAUUUCCUUGCUAAAAUGAUGGGAGAUGACAUUGCAUCAAGAUUGCCAAUUUUCAGAUCAACACAGCUGAUAUUAAGCAUAAUAAAAGGGAUUGACUUCUUGGAAUUCAGGCCUUCUGAAAUUGCAGCAGCAGUGGCUCUGUCUGUUGCAGGAGAAACUCAAACAGUUGAUACUGAGAAAGCAUUAUAUGAACUUCAUCACCAUUUACAGAAGGAUAAAGUGGUGAAGUGUGUUAAACUGAUGAAGAGAUUAUCAACAUUAUCAUCAUCUUUAAGUGCUGUUAGCAGUAAUGGUUCGAAUGGAUUAACCCACUCAUCAUUGCCACAAAGCCCAAUUGGCGUGAUAGAUGCAGCUUGUAUAAGCUAUAAAAGUGAUGAAACAACAGUUGGAACAUGUGCAAACUCUUCUCAUUAUAGUGAAAACACUAAAAGGAGGAAGCUAAAUCAGACACAUUGCAUUGGAGUUUUAAGAGAGUGAUGAUUGGUUUCUCUUUUCCUUGAUCCAAUGGUGAAACAAGAACCAAAUGCCAGAUAGUAAAAGGGUCGUUUUUAAGAAGUUGGGUCAUUGAAUGGAGGACAUGCCAAUGCCAAAUGAACUCUGCAAGUUAUUCAUGCUCUUGGCAUGAAAGCUUGCAACAUCAUCAGCUGUUAAAUAUUAGUCCUUGUAACAACUAAGAUAUGACAAGACAGCACAAAUGAAGGAGAUUAAAAAUAAUUAAAAUUGUAAUAAGAAGUGUAAAUUUGCUUUUAAAGUACAAUCUGUACUUGAGUAAGAGGCUUGAUGUAUUUGUGUUGAGGACUUGA